CCUGGAAAAUAAAUUCCAAAUCCGAACCAGAAAGAGUGAGAAUCAAUAACCGUCAUCAAGGUUCGGCUGCUCUGAAAACCUAAAAAUACCAAAAUCCGUCGAAGUUCAUGGCUGAACUGAUUGCCGUCGUUGUGAUCUCAAAUUCGGCAACUGAUAGCGUUUCUGUUUCUCGUGAACUUUGCUUCCAGCGCUAUGAUUCCUCUCUAGUCGGAACGCCGUCGAGGUCGCCGCCUGAUCAACCCACAAUUUAAUUUAGGUUCUCUUCUCAGCCGGCGAGGCAGCUUUGAAGUAGCAAUAUGCCGAGAGUGGACAUCAAAGACUCUGGCAUCGGUUCCUCUCACCUUCCUGAAUGCCCCAAAGCCCCUACCAAACGGCCGAAUCGUCGCCGGAAGGCGUCCAAGAAGCCUGUCGGGAAGUCUGAGCUGGGGGACGGUGUUCAGGAUGGCACCGGUGAGACUGGUACUUUGGGUUUGGAUAAUGAUGGACCGAUUUCGCCGAGAGUUGAGAUGCGCAAAGGUUUUCCGAGCUCAGGGGAAAAACCGGCAACUGAGAAGGGUUAUCUGUUGGAGUCAGAUAACAGGGAGAGUGAGAUUGAGAACGAUAUCGGCGGCGAAGAAUCAUCCGCUGGCGUGGUUGAUGUUAUGAGAGUGUUGGAGGAGUUGCAGUUGGCCGUGGAUGAGCCGGAGCUGUCUGCUGAUCAGCUCAGAAUCAACGAUCAGUUGCAGGAAGAUGAGUUACUUGCAAUGGAGUCUAUUUAUGGAGAAAAUGUCAUCAUUCUUGACAGGGAGAGAGGUUUGAGAGCUUUCCAGGUUCGUAUUGAACCUAAAAUUCCUGAUGAAUUUACGAUAACCACGAAACUUCAUUCAUCGGGUGAGAUGAAGACGGCUAGCUCAAGUACUACGGAUGAGUUCUCUUAUUCAUUCAAAGUCAAGUUUCUUCCACCAAUUGUGCUGACAUGCUUAUUCCCAAAAUCUUACCCAAGCCACAAGCCUCCAAAUUUCACCAUUUCUGUUCAAUGGUUGGGUUGUCCUAGAAUUGCAAGUCUCUGUUCUGUGCUGGAUUCGUUAUGGAUGGAACAACGGGGGCAAGAAGUUAUGUAUCAAUGGAUUGACUGGCUUCAAAGCUUUUCUCUCCCUCAGCUUGGUAUUCAUCAAGAGAUCAUACUCGGUCCUUAUGGAAUAAAACAUAUUGGAGACAGGCGUGCAGUUUCGGGAAGUGUCUCCCCGGAUGUUGACAUUCCUUCACUCAGAUGGUAUAAUGAUGAGCAGGUCCUUGAGAAUUUCCUUAAUGAUUUCCAUCAGUGCAGCAUCUGUUUUUCCGAGCAUGCAGGCAGUGACUUUGUUAGACUACCGUGUCAGCAUUUCUUCUGCCGGAACUGCAUGAAGACUUAUUCCGACUUGCAUGUUUCAGAAGGCACAUUGAAUAAACUUCUAUGUCCAGAGUCCAAAUGCGGGGAAGACACUCGACUUUUUUGCUCUCUUUGCAAGAAUAAACGCCAUAUAGGUGAAGCCUGCCUAACGCCAGAGUUAAGGCUUCAAAUAUUGCAGGAGCGCCUCAAGUCCUCUCGAAGCGUGGCUCAAAUGCGUGUGGAGCAAAAUAAGAUCAAUGAGUUUCUGAGCGAGAGUUACAUAGCUCGUGAUUCUAAGCAAUGCCCAGUUUGCAGAAUGGCAAUUUCAAGAACUGGCGGAUGCAACAAGAUGGUUUGCAGGAACUGUGGGAACUACUUUUGUUACUGUUGCAACUUAUCCAUUGACGGAUAUGACCACUUCAGUGGUGGAGAGUGUGAACUAUUCCCGCCUGAAUCAAUUCGCCAGUGGGAGCGGCGGAUGAAUAAUCGUCAGGCUGGAGGGGUGGUUCGAGUUGAAAACAUUGGUCAUCCUCACAAAUGUGCUAGUUGUAAUCAACAUAAUUGGAAGAUAGACAAUAACAAUCACAUUUUCUGCUGGAAGUGCAAAAAGCACUACUGUUACUUAUGCCGGAAUGUUGUGAAGCGCAGUAGUGAGCAUUAUGGAGGACCCAAUAGAUGCAAGCAGCAUACAGCUGGAUAGCCUUUCGAAAUUCAGUCUCUGUGGUUCGUGACCCAACAUCAGCUCCGGGUAGAGGGCCCCUUCCAGUUCUUGUCAUGAAGGUACACUGAAACACUGUAAAGAAAUUACAGCCAAGUUAGAGGGAGUUUUUGUUUUAUAAUAAGAGAGAUAUUAUAUUUGCUUCCACAGUUGUCAAUAACUCAUUAAUUACACUAAACAUUUAAGUUGCAU
This is a messenger RNA of Linum trigynum, 2258 nucleotides long. The record is from the annotation of a GenBank genome assembly. Lineage: Eukaryota; Viridiplantae; Streptophyta; Magnoliopsida; Malpighiales; Linaceae.